CGCCCGUUAAUGCGUGCGUUCCCGCAGCCCAAUAGCCCAUCGCCGUCUGACCAUGCUGCGCUGUUCAGCUGUGUUCCAGACCCACCUACUGCUUCAUCUCAUCCAUGAUCCAUCUAUAUAAUGCACUGGGCGCCAACUCAUGUCGUACCAUCGAGUGAUCUCAUCAUCAAUCUUGUGCCCGCAGCAGAGUUCUUGAUCUGACUCGCUUUGUAACUUCUUCGUGCGCUAUCAUUGUCUCCGGAUGAAGAUCACCGUGCAGUCCUCGAGGGCCGUCAGGCCUGACUACGGCAGCGACGGCGCGGCUGCGGGCAGCGCCGCCGGCGACGUCGUGACGCUGUCGGUGUUCGACAAGGUGAACUUCGACACGUACGUGUCCGUCAUCUACGUGUUCCGCCCGCCCAUGCCGCCCAACGCCGCGCUGGAGGCCGGGCUCGCCAGGGCGCUGGCCGAGUACCGGGAGUGGGCGGGGCGGCUAGGCGUGGACGCCGACGGGAACCGCGCCAUCCUCCUCACCGACGAGGGCGCGCGGUUCGUCGAGGCCACGGCCGACGUGACGCUCCACAGCGUCCUGCCGCUGCGGCCGACCAAGGAGGUGAGGAGCCUGCACCCGAGCAGCGACGGCGCCAAGGAGCUGAUGCUCGUGCAGGUCACGCGGUUCGCGUGCGGGUCCGUCGCCGUGGGCUUCACCGCGCAGCACCACGUCUCCGACGGCCGCGCCACCAGCAACUUCUUCGUGGCGUGGAGCCAGGCCACGCGAGGCGCCGCCGUCGACCCGGCCCCCGUGCACGACCGCGCGUCCUUCUUCGCGCCCCGGGACCCGCCGCAGGUGGAGUUCGAGCACCGCGGCGUCGAGUACAAGCAGAAGCAGCCCGCGCGCGUGAAGGAGUACGCGAUCAGCGCCGACGACGAUGGCGCCGACGACGAGGUGGCGGUGCACAAGGUCCACUUCAGCCGGGAGUUCAUCUCCAAGCUCAAGUCCCAGGCGUCGCCGCCGGGCACGCACCGGCCGUGCAGCACGCUCCGGUGCAUUGUGGCGCACCUGUGGCGGUGCGUCACCGCGGCGCGCGGGCUGCCCCCCGGCGCGUCCACCAGCGUGCGCAUCGCCGUGGACGGGCGGGUGCGGAUGACCCCGCCGGUGCCCGAGGGGUACACGGGCAACGUGGUGCUGUGGGCGUGGCCCGCGGCGACGGCGCGGGACCUGGUGACGAGGCCGCUGCAGCACGCGGUGGAGCUCAUCAACCGGGGCCUGGCCCGGGUCAACGAGAGCUACUUCCGGUCGUUCGUGGACUUCGCGAGCUCCGGGGCGGUGGAGGAGGAGGGGCUCGUGCCCACGGCCGACGCGGCGGAGACGGUGCUCAGCCCAAACAUCGAGGUCGACAGCUGGCUGCGGAUGCCGUUCUACGAGCUCGACUUCGGCGGCGGGCGGCCGUUCUUCUUCAUGCCAAGCUACCUGGCGGUGGAGGGCCUACUCAUCGUCCUGCCGAGCUACUUCGGGGACGGCAGCAUCGACGCCUACGUCCCGCUCUUCAGCCGCCACAUUGACGCCUUCAAGAACCUCUGCUACUCCAUGUCCCUCAACUAGCUCGGCUCUGCUCCGCGAGCUAGCAUACAGCCACGCGCUUGCUUGCCCUGCUGCCGCAGCAGCAAGCGGUGUAGAUGCACGUGUACUGCGAGCAGAUUGUAUGUCUCGAUCUUUAAGUUAAUUAUGAGAGAGGAAUUAAAUUUUGCUAAUCGUAUC
Setaria italica (foxtail millet) is the source of this 1738-nucleotide messenger RNA. Its product is annotated as agmatine coumaroyltransferase-2. Bases 242 to 1582 code for a protein of 446 amino acids. Lineage: Eukaryota; Viridiplantae; Streptophyta; Magnoliopsida; Poales; Poaceae. The transcript has a single exon. The record is from RefSeq and is a predicted model, not a curated record. Gene Ontology annotation, molecular function: acyltransferase activity, transferring groups other than amino-acyl groups.